GUCGCGCUCUGUGAUUGGAUGAAUUUAAAAAAUACAAUGCGCGGGAAGAGGAAGUUUGGAGGUUGUGCGCAAGUGACUGAUACUAGGAAACCAGCUGAGAGAAACCCGGGGAAAGAAUAUCGGUGCUGAAGGUGAGAGAAAAACGGCGGCAAGAGGCGGAAGGGAUCGGAAAUGAAGAGCGCUAUGCGACCAGUUAAACCCCCUCGGAGACUACCACCCAAGAAGCCUUCUAGCACAAACCAAAAAGACCCAGUUGGGGUUUACUGCAGAGUGCGCCCUUUAAGUCCCCCUGAUCAGGAGUGCUGCAUUGAGGUUAUCAAUGAGAGCCUUUUGCAACUACAUCCACCGGACGGAUGCAAGGUCAAUCGGAAUGGGGAAUACAAAGAGACCCAGUAUUCUUUUAAGCAAGUGUUUGGGACUCAGGUGACCCAAAACGAGUUGUUUGAUGUUGUUUCCAAGCCUCUAGUGGAAGAUUUAAUCCGGGCUAAAAAUGGGCUUCUCUUCACAUAUGGAGUGACUGGAAGUGGAAAAACUCAUACAAUGACCGGUUCUCCUGGGGAUGGUGGACUCCUGCCACGCUGUCUUAGCAUGAUAUUCAACAGCAUUGGCAACUUUCAAGCAAAGAGAUAUGUUUUUAAGCCUGAUGAAAAGAACGGCAUGGAUGUGCAGAAUGAAGUGGAUGCCCUGUUAGAGAGGCAGAAGAAAGAAAUCCAGCCGCAGGUGAUUCCCAGGACACCGAUGAGCAGGCAGCGAAUGGAUCCAGAGUUUGCAGAUAUGAUAAAUAUUCAGGAACACUGCAAAGUAGAAGAUGUUGAUGAGGACAGUGUUUACAGUGUGUUUGUGUCCUAUAUUGAAAUCUACAAUAACUAUAUCUAUGACCUGUUAGAAGAGAUCCCUUUGGAUCCCAUCAAACCAAAGUGGAACACGCCCGGAAGGAAUGCAGAUUUUAUACCGCCACAGUCUAGAAUACUGCGUGAAGACCUAAACCACAAUAUGUAUGUGGCUGGAUGCACAGAGGUUGAGGUUAAAUCUACUGAAGAGGCCUUUGAUGUCUUCUGGAAAGGCCAAAAGAGGAGACGAAUUGCAAACACACAACUAAAUCGUGAAUCAAGCCGCUCCCAUAGUGUCUUCAUUAUAAAGUUAGCACAGGCUCCCCUUGAUGCCGAUGGAGAUAAUAUUCUGCAGGAGCGGGAGCAGAUCACUCUGAGUCAGCUCUCUCUUGUGGACUUAGCAGGAAGUGAAAGGACAAACCGUACCAAGGCAGAGGGAAACAGACUGCGUGAAGCAGGAAAUAUCAACCAAUCACUGAUGACUUUAAGAACCUGCAUAGAAGUCCUCCGAGAGAAUCAACUCUGUGGAACAAACAAGAUGGUACCUUACAGAGACUCAAAGUUAACUCAUCUGUUCAAGAAUUACUUUGAUGGGGAAGGGAAAGUACGUAUGAUUGUAUGUGUCAACCCAAAAGCUGAUGAUUAUGAAGAGAGCUUGCAAGUAAUGCGAUUUGCUGAGAUGACCCAAGAAGUUGAAGUGGCGAGACCAGUAGACAAACCCAUUUGUGGUCUGACCCCAGGACGGCGCUACAGAAACCAGGCAUUCAAGGAGGAGCUUACCCGUAGGUUGGAGGACCGUGGUGGACCAAUUAAUGGUGGGGAUGCAGAAGACCAGGCAGUAGUGGAGAUUCUGAUACAAAGCUUUCCUCCUCUCCCAUCCUGUGAGCUUUUGGAUGCUAAUGAUGAUCAGACUCUCCCAAAACUCAUUGAGGUCCUGGAGAAAAGGCGCAGGAUCAGGCAGAUGAUGGCUGAAGAGUUUAAUAAAAAUGUUUGUACCUUUAGAGCUAUGCUGCAAGACCUGAAUGGUGUAGUUACAGCCAAAGAAAACUUUGCACAGGGGAAAAUGACCGAAAAGGACAAGAUGAUAGCCUCACAGAAAUCUGAAAUUGAUCGCCUCGACAAGAAAAUAAAGACACUGGAAUAUAAGAUUGAUAUUUUGGAGAAGACUACAACAAUUUAUGAGGAUGAAAAACGCACAAUGCAACAAGACUUGGACAAUCAUCAGCACAAGCUGCAGCGCCAGUUGUCUGAUAAGAGGAGGCUGGAGGCACGUCUGCAGGGAAUGAUGACUGAUAAUGCUAUGAAAUGGGAGAAAGAAUGUGAGCGGCGAGUAGCAGCCAAACAGAUAGAGAUGCAAAACAAGCUCUGGGUAAAGGAUGAGAAGCUCAAACAACUCAAAGCAAUUGUAACAGAAACCAAGAGCGAUAAGCCAGAGAGGCCACCCAGGGAGAAGGACAGAGAGCCGAGGGUACCCGUCAGAUCCGUUUCACCUUCACCUGCACCUCUCCUGGGUAAUAACCCAGUUGCCCAGGCCACCCCUGCACGGUUGCAGCUGCACAGGCGCUCAAAUUCCUGCAGCAGCAUGUCUGUGGCCUCAUGUGUCUCGCAGUGGGAACAGAGGACACCCCAGCACACCCCUCAGAACAAUGGCUGCUCCAGCCGCAGGCGGAAGGAGCCAGAGGAAGCUAGAAAGAGUCAUUCAGCACAGAGCAGGCCAGCAGUUAAUGCAGCCAGUCUACAAGCAGAUCUAGAAGAGCAAGAGUGUUUGAGGACCGCACUCCCGGCCCACCCCAGGCACCGUCGCUCUCGCUCAGCGGGGACAGAGAGAUGGGUGGAUCAUAAGCCGCCCAAUAGCGUGGAGACUGACACAGUCAUGCAACCCCAUGUCCCCAAGUCCAUCAAAGUCGCCGUAGCCAGCGAAAAGGCACUGGCAAAAUGCGACAAGUAUAUGCUGACACACCAGCAACUGGCCUCCGAUGGGGAGAUUGAGACUAAACUUAUUAAGGGCGAUGUAUUCAAAACGCGUGGAGGCGGCCAAUCCGUGCAGUUCACAGACAUUGAAACACUCAGGCAACAGUCUCCACCUUCAGGCGGCCGUAAACGUAGAUCGUCCCCAUCUAAUCAGCCCCCACAAGCAGAAACGACCGAUUCAGAGUGGACUGAUGUAGAAACCAGGUGUUCCGUUGCAGUAGAGAUGAGAGCCGGAUCAAAUCUGGGUCCUGGAUAUGAGCACCACGCAAUGUCCAAGCGUAGAAGACCUUGAAUUGGCCCCGCCCCUGGACACUUUUAUAUUCGUACAUAUGUAUCUAUCCCACGCGGACUCUGGCUGUCAGACUUGUGAAUGAUUCUAAGAGGAGCUUCUGUUUCAGCCGUGUGUGACGCAACAAUGGACUUGGCUGUUGACUAGAGAACGUAUUUAAUUCACGACAGACUUUCUGUGCGGUUCCGCUGCUGUAUUUUAUGCAACCUUUCAUGUAGUCAUAUUCUUCCCCCCGCCUGUAGGUGGCGGAAUAUAAAAUUUGGCUUCUUACUCUUGGUUCAUCAUGAAAGGGUUUUUUAUGGAUAUUAAGGUAAAUAUUAUUUCUGAGAUUGCUGCUGUGUGGCUACUAACAAGGAUGCACUUUACUAAAGCUUUCAUUUGGAUUUACACUACAGUUAUUCGCUUAACAUGAUCCCGUAUCUGUCCUGGAACUUAUUACACCCCGACAAAUACAGACCAGUUGGUUUAGGAAUAUACAGACGGGGUUUAGGGAUUUGUUAAUAAACUUUUCAUGGAAAAGCUGGAAA
Molecule: messenger RNA, 3617 nt
Organism: Xenopus laevis (African clawed frog)
Lineage: Eukaryota; Metazoa; Chordata; Amphibia; Anura; Pipidae
Gene: kif23.L
Product: kinesin family member 23 L homeolog
Exons: 24
Coding region: 172-3093 (973 amino acids)
Biological process (GO): microtubule-based movement; mitotic spindle midzone assembly
Cellular component (GO): spindle; nucleus; cytoskeleton
Molecular function (GO): ATP binding; microtubule binding; microtubule motor activity
Source: RefSeq, a predicted model, not a curated record